AUGCCAACAUAUUCAGGAAUUGCAACAUUUUCUGGACAAAUUCUUCAUUCACAGCUAUAUCGAAAAGCUUCAGAUUUUUCUGACAAAAGAGUUUUGGUAAUUAGCAUAGGAAAUACAGGAAGUGAAAUUGCAGUAGAACUGACAACACAAGCUAAACAGGUCUACGCAAGCACAAGAAAUGGGAAAUGGUUUGCGAAGAGAUUAACUCCUGUAGAUGGAACAGUUGCAAAUGACAUUGACGUUGUCAUAUUUGCAACUGGAUAUGAAAUAGAUUAUCCAUUCUUGGAGAAAUCAAUGCUAAAAAUGAAAGAUGGUAAACUGUUUGCUUACAAGCACAUGUUUCCUCCUGAGUUGAUUGACCAAAAUUUUGUUAUAAUUGGUUGCAUUCAUGUGUUUGGACCGGCACCUCCACUGCAUGAGAGUCAGUGUCGUCUGGCUACUCGAUUGUUCAAGGGCCUAGUAAAGUUACCCCCAAAAGAAGUGAUGCUUGAAGAGAUCAAUGCAACACUUGACACCCAACAAAAUGUUGAUGCAAUACGUUAUCAGGAUGCGUUGUGUGAGUUCAUUGGUUGUAAACCAAACCUAUGUCAUCUGCUCUUAUCAGAUCCAUACCUUGGACUGAAUGCCAUUGUUGGCCCUUGUACUCCCUAUCAAUUCCUUCUCCCGAUUUGCAUGAGACGCUUAAGUGUAAGGCCAACUUCCUCCUCCAGACCCCCAGGAACUUCUGGCUGCUCUUCCUCCUCCUCACUGGCAGACAUAGUCAUCACCCGCAAUUCCUCGUCAUUCGUCAUACUAUUUUUCUCUCCCUCUCUAUCCUAUCUGUCUAUCUAUAUCUAUCUAUCUAUCUCUAUCUAUAUCUAUCUAUCUCUAUCUAUCUAUAUCUAUCUAUAUCUAUAUAUGGGCCUAGUAAAGUUACCCCCAAAAGAAGAAAUCCUUGAAGAGAUCAAUGCAACACUUGACACCCAACGGAGUGUUGAUGUCAUAGGCUAUCAGGAUGCAUUGUGUGAGUUCAUUGGUUGUAAACCAAAUAUAUGUCAUCUGCUCUUAUCAGAUCCAUACCUUGGAUUGAAUGCCAUUUUUGGCCCUUGUACUCCCUAUCAAUUCCGUUUGACUGGCCCUGGAAAAUGGGCAGGAGCAAGAUCUGCCAUACUUGAUCAAUGGAAACGAAUGCAUUACCCGACAAACAAACACCUGAAAUCAAAUCUAUCACCAUGGAUAAAAGACUUUCUAAUUACAUUUGUUAUAUUUUUUGUGCUGAUUCAAAUUUUUGUCAUUGGAAUAUUCCUGUCAAAAUAA
Messenger RNA from Acanthosepion pharaonis, 1296 nucleotides. The record is from the annotation of a GenBank genome assembly. NCBI's taxonomy places the organism in Eukaryota, Metazoa, Mollusca, Cephalopoda, Sepiida, Sepiidae.